AAAAGUGAUUGGUCUAUGGAUCGUCCUACAGGGUUUAAUGCUGGAGACUCCUCACCUCUACACAGUAAACUCCAGGGAGAGAGAUCAGAAUCAGCAGCACCCAGCUGUGUCUCCAUGAAGAGUGAUUGGUCUAUGGAUCGUCCUACAGGGUUUAAUGCUGGAGACUCCUCACCUCUACACAGUGAUCUCCAGAAGGCAGGAGACAGAAUAGCAGGGAGGAUCAUCACAGAUACAGGGCACGACCCAGAAUCUGCUGGUGUCAAUGAAUUUCAGGCCAAGUUCAAAUUAAAUCUGAUGAAGCAGUUUCAGUUCUUGAAUGGAGUGAUAAUAAACCUGGGAACCCAAACACUCCUGAAUGAGAUCUACACAGAGCUCUACAUCACAGAGGGAGACAGUGGAGACGUCAAUAAUGAACAUGAGGUGAGACUGAUCGAAGCAGCGUCCAAGAGAACAACAACAGAGGAAACACCAAUUAAAUGCAAUGACAUCUUUAAGCCCUUAUCUGAACAAGACGAACCCAUCAGAACUGUGCUGACAAAGGGAGUUGCUGGCAUCGGAAAAACUGUCUCUGUGCAGAAGUUCAUUGUGGACUGGGCUGAAGGGAAAGCAAAUCAGGACGUCCACCUCAUAUUUCCACUUCCUUUCAGAGAGCUGAAUUUGAUAAAGGACCAGAAACUGAGUCUGAUGGAGCUCCUUCAUGUCUGUUUUAAAGACACAAAAGGAACAGAAAUGUCCAACAGAAAGGUUCUGUUAAUUUUUGAUGGAUUGGACGAGUGUCGUUUUCCUCUAGAUUUCCAGAACACAGUGAGAGUGUGUGAUGUAACUAAAUCAGUUUCAGUGCCUGUGCUGCUGAUAAACCUGAUCAAAGGGAAUCUGCUACCCUCUGCUUUCAUCUGGAUCACCUCCCGACCUGCAGCAGCUGAUCAAAUCCCCUCUGAGUGUGUCCAUCGAGUCACAGAGGUACGAGGGUUCAAUGACCCACAAAAGGAGGAGUACUUCAGGAAGAGGAUCAGUGAUCAGAGCCUGGCCAAUAACAUCAUCACACACCUGAAGUCAUUAAGAAGCCUCUACAUCAUGUGUCACAUCCCAGUCUUCUGCUGGAUUUCAGCCGCUGUUCUAGAGAGAAUGUUGGGUGAAGCAGAGAGUGGAGAGAUUCCCAAGACUUUGACUCAAAUGUACACACACUUCCUCAUCAUUCAGAUAAACAUCAUAAGAGAAAAGUACUCAAAGAAGCAGGAGAGUGAUCAAGAAAUGUUUCUUAAACUGGGACAACUGGCUUUUGAGCAGCUGGAGAAAGGGAACCUGAUCUUCUAUGAGGAAGACCUGAGAGAUUGUGGCAUUGAUGUGAGAGAAGCAGCAGUGUACUCAGGUGUGUGUACGCAGAUCUUUAGAGAAGAGUUUGGGCUUCACCAGAGUAAAGUGUACUGCUUUGUUCAUCUGAGCAUUCAGGAACAUCUCGCAGCUCUGUAUGUGCACCUGAUGUUCAGGAUAGACAAUAAAAAUGUUCUUAAAAAGAGUCAAGCUUCAACACAGAAGAAGGAAAAAAUUACUGUUUUAGAUGUACACAAGUCUGCUUUAGAUGAGGCUUUAAAAUGUCAGACUGGACAUCUGGAUCUUUUCCUUCGCUUUCUUCUGGGUCUCUCACUGGAGUCCAAUCAGAAACUUUUACAGGUCUUAGUAACACAGACAGGAAGUAGCUCCCAAAGCACAAAGGAAACAGUUCAGUACAUUAAGGGGAGGAUCAAUGAAGAUCUUCCUACAGAGAAAUCCAUCAAUCUGUUCCACUGUCUGAAUGAACUGGGUGAUAAUUCUCUAGAGGAGGAAAUCCAACACUACCUGAAAUCUGGAAGACAAAAUAAACUCUCUUCAUCACAGUGGUCUGCUCUGGUGUUUGUGUUACUGACAUCAGCACAGGAGCUCGUAGAGUUUGACCUGAAUAAAUAUUUCAGUCCAGAUAAGAUAACAGAUGAUGUUCCUCUGAAGCUGAUGCCUGUGAUUGCAGCAUCCAGAAAAGCAAUUAUCAAAUGUGAUAAAGUUGGAGUGAAAAGUUGUUCAGCUCUGGGCUCAGCACUCAAGUCAGAAACCUCCAAUCUGAGAGAACUGCAUCUGACUGUCAAAACACUGGAUCUGUUCUACAGAACACUAGGAGACUCAGGAGUAAAGACUCUCUCUGCUGUACUGGAGAAUCCUCACUGUAAAGUGGAAAGUCUGAGGUUGUGGGAUUGUGGUGUCUCAGAUGAAGGCUGUGCUGCUCUGACUUCAGCUCUGAGAUCAAACCCCUCACACCUGAGAGAACUGGAUCUGUCCUGGAAUAAAGUAGGAGACUCAGGAGUGAAGUAUCUUUGUGCUGUACUGGAGAAUCCUCACUGUAAACUGGAGACACUGAGGUUGCGUGGUUGUGGUGUCUCAGAUGAAGACUGUGCUGCUCUGACUUCAGCCCUGAGAUCAAAUCCCUCACACCUGAAAUACCUGAAUCUGUCUAAUAAUAAAGUAGGAGACUCCGGAGUGAAGUGUCUCUGUGCUGUACUGGAGAAUCCUCACUGUGAACUGGAGACACUGAGGUUGCGUGGCUGUGGUGUCUCAGAUGAAGACUGUGCUGCUCUGACUUCAGCUCUGAAAUCAAACCCAUCACACCUGAGAGAACUGGAUCUGUCUCAGAAUAAUGUAGGAGACUCAGGAGUGAAGUGUCUCUGUGCUGUACUGGAAAAUCCUCUCUGUAAACUGGAGAAACUGAGGUUGUGUGAGUGUGGUGUCUCAGAUAAGGGCUGCGCUGCUCUGACUUCAGCUCUGAGAUUAAACCCCUCACACCUGAGAAAACUGCAUCUGACUAAUAAUAAUGUAGGAGACUCAGGAGUGAAGUAUCUCUGUGCUGUACUGGAGAAUCCUCACUGUAAACUGGAGACACUGAGGUUGCGUAUUUGUGGUGUCUCAGAUGAAGGCUGUGCUGCUCUGACUUCAGUUCUAAGAUCAAACCCCUCACACCUGAGAGAACUGGAUCUGUCUAAUAAUAAAAUACAAGCCUCAGCAAAGAAGCUGCUCUCUGCUCUUAAGAAUGAUGAACAUUACAAUCUACAUAGUCUAAGGGUGUGAUGAACAUCUUUCUGAGAUGAAGACAAGUGGAGUGACACAAGUCAUCAAAUCUGCC
Messenger RNA from Clarias gariepinus (North African catfish), 3145 nucleotides. RefSeq names its product NACHT, LRR and PYD domains-containing protein 12-like. The record is from RefSeq and is a predicted model, not a curated record. Gene Ontology annotation, molecular function: protein binding. The transcript is spliced from 11 exons. NCBI's taxonomy places the organism in Eukaryota, Metazoa, Chordata, Actinopteri, Siluriformes, Clariidae. Bases 16 to 3090 code for a protein of 1024 amino acids.